GAUCGGUGGCUUGGCUAUCCAGGGAGCCGCAGUGUUCGAGAGUUCCUUCAGCCCGACUUUCCAGGACUUCUUGACACGGCGCCUCAAUGAAUCUCAUGGACUGGAGUUCGAGUCCGUUCCAUUGGACUUUAACCAGAACUUCGAGUUCGUCAGCAGCGGUGGAGUCGAUUUCAUUUUCAGUAACCCAGCGGCAUACACUUGCAUGGCCGUGGAGUUCAACUUGCAGACGGUCGCGUCGCUUAUCAACUACCGCAAGGGCAAUGCUCUUGGAAAAUUCGCAGGCGUGAUCUUUACCAGGCAAGACUCUCCUUUUCAAACCUUCGACGACCUGCGCACUGCCAAUGUGGAGGCCGUUUCAAUCUCUGGAUUGGGUGCAAUGCAGCUCCAGCAAGCAGAACUGCUAUCCCAGGGGUUGAACAUCAUGACAGAUGUACCUCGACUGACUUUCGCCUUCAACCAGAACAAGAUCGUGCAGGACGUCGAGCUCGGUCUCGCAGACGUCGGCUUCGUGAGAACCGACUUGAUCGAUCGAAAUGUUGCUAACAACCUAACGAAGUGGGAAUAUUUCAGAGUGAUCGGCCAGAUCCCGGACUCGGACUUCCCAUUCGCUCGCUCCACGGCUUUCACACCGGAGUGGCCCAUCGGGGCUUUGCCACACGUGACUGACGAGGUCAAGGAGCUGGUCGCAAGCUCCCUCAUGGCUCUUGAUCGUUUCUCACCGGAUCCAGAGUUGUCCGAGCCAGCGAUUGCAGGCAACUUUGCCAGCUGGUCCACACCAAUGAACUAUUUCGGUCUUCUGGACAUGCUCCAAAGCAUCGAGUAUUACGACCAAAGCUCAAAGAAGUGCUUGCGGAGUUCGGAUGAGUACGAGGCAAUCAAGUGCCCCGCCGGCUUUGUCAAGAAGGCGAGAGACAAGGUGUUUUGCGAGGACUGUCGCACUGGCUACAGCUGCCUUUGCUCUCCUUGUGCAAAGCUGCGGGAUCCAGAAUACGUGUUGAAAGCUUCAUUGUCGAGUACAGCCUGGAUGGGUAAUGUCGACGUUGGUCAGGUGAACAACGAGACUAUUGUUGCGAGCAGCUGCGAGCGCAUGUCCGUGUGCGGUCAGGUCUUUACCGGACAAAAGCUCCGGUGGGUUCUAUUGGAUCAGAUCGGGACUGCAAGUCGACUCGCCAUUAACGCACCACUGGUAACCAGUGUGAGCAUUCGCACGAGUGUGGAUGGACCAUGGCUUUCUACGGAUGUUCGCAACAUCACGAUCGAGGACGCGGACACGCAGGAGUAUUCUCUGGAAUAUGAAGCGCAAGGUUCUGGCACACAAGUGAUUCAAGUGGACAUCAAUGGUCAACCAGCGGCCCUGUCGCCUGUGGUUCUCGAAGUUCGUCCCCCGCCAUUACGCCAGAUUGACUGCCCUCCUGGCAGGCAGCCAGACUUUGACGGCGUUUGCACAGCUUGUGCACCAGGCACUGCUUCAGCGGGCGGUGGUGCCCCAUGCCGACCAUGCGAUCCGGGCACUUCCCAGCCACUUGCAGAGCAGUCAAACUGCGAGGCUUGCGCAGUCGGCACAUUCCAAGAGUCACCCGCGUCGCUGCACUGUGAGUUGUGUCCGCCAGGAUAUUCCAGCCGCGGCAAGAUUGGGUCUCUGGUUUGCAGUGCAUGUGAUCCUGGCCAGGAGGCUCCCAACAAUGGCUCCGAGAGGUGUUCACUUUGUCCUCGUGGGUUUUACAGCGAAGAGGAGGGAUCCAGCCAUUGUGUACAGUGCAACGGUGGGAAAGGGACCACCGAACAGGGUGUGACAGAUCCCGGUCUAUGCAUUUGCCUCCCUGGAGAGUUCCUUGCCGAUGCUUCAGAAAGCAACGUCCCUUCAGCUUUGGGCGGACAAUGCGUUCCAUGCCUUGAGGGACUCGUCUGUCCAGGAGGCAACGGCCCUCCGUUGCAAAAAGCUGGAUACUGGGUGGACACUGCAGGGCACGGACACUCAGCCUACCGGUGCCGCGAUAAGUGGCAAUGUCCAGAGGGGCCUUUGGGUUGGUGCUCCGAUGGCCGUGAGGGGCGCGCUUGCAACAACUGCAAGGAGUGGCAUCGUCAAGGAACACAAGGCAGAUGCAAGCCGUGUGAGGGUGUGGAUGUUCUUCCGGCGAUGCUGCUGUUGCUGGCAACAGUGCUGACCGGAGGGGUCUUGCUUUCCUUCGUCCACACCAAUGCAGCGCGCCAGCGGCUUGGCCAGGUGACCGUAUUCCUGACCGCCGGCCAGAUAAUCCUGAUGUUGCAACUCAUGGCGGCCAUGAGGAACUUGGAUUUGCAAUGGACAGGACCUGCACUCUACGUGAUUGAGUUUCUUGAUAUCUUUGCCUUUGACGUGGACUUCCUGAACAUAGGAUGCGUCGUGUCCAACGACGGCGCUGUGCUAACCUUUGCCAUGCAGCUUUUGGCGUACCCAGUUUUUGCAGCAUUGCUCAUGCUUGUGUGGGUUUGCAUCAGCCGACUGGGGCUGGAGGUAACAUGGAACGAUGUGGUCAACAUGAACGGCUUGGCCUUGCUCACGCUGUACAUGACUCUCACCAUCAACUCGCUUUUGCCAUUGCAAUGCAUCGCCAACCCGAACGGGACUUUCAGCAUGCAGACACAGCCUGGUGUGAUAUGCUUCCAGUCCGAUGAGCACUGGGCGCUGAUGUUCAUGUGCGUUCUCGGCAUCCUUAUGUACCCAGUGGCUAUUCUUACCGUGGCUUUGAGGGCCACGAUUAUGUAUCCGUCCUACAUCAGCUCCGGGAAGGGACUCCUUAUCGUCAAUCGAUACCGAUUCCUAUUCGAGCGAUUUCGUGCUAGCCGCUAUUUCUACGGCGUCAGCUAUCUGCUGAGGAACACGCUCCUGGCCCUCAUUCCUGUUGCUGUCGCGAGCUUCCCGACAGUCCAAGUCGUUUUACUGGCGGCCGUGCUCCUCGCAGGCAUGCUGGUGCAGAUCCGCACAUGGCCGUGGAGGACGCAAGUGGCCAACGUCACAGACAUGCUGUUCUCUACUGCCGUGGUGCUUUUCCUCGUGGUGGCGGGGCCCAUCCUCAGUUCCGAGUCGGCUCAAGACCGCCAGGCUUAUGCAGGCUUUUUGUCCUGGUCCUUCACCAUGCUGCUGGCCUUUGCCUUUUUGACCUUGUUUGUAACGAUUGCCCUCUUCCUGUGGA
This is a messenger RNA of Symbiodinium necroappetens, 3173 nucleotides long. NCBI's taxonomy places the organism in Eukaryota, Dinophyceae, Suessiales, Symbiodiniaceae. The record is from the annotation of a GenBank genome assembly.